AUGCAGGUGGACAAGGACGUGCAGGGCGGCGAUGCGGAGGAGAGGGAGGAGCCCGGGCGUCAGCCGGGGUUGGACCCGGUGAUGGCGGGCCUGAGGCAGCAGAACGCGCGGGAGGCGCAGCAGCGGGAGCCGGCGCCGAAGUCCCUGGAGCUGUCCAGCACUCAGAGCCGCCACCGGACCGCAGCGCAGCAGCAGCCCGCCAUGCAGCAGCAGCAGCCCGCCAUGCAGCAGCAGCAGCAGCAGCAGCAGCAGCAGCAGCAAAACGCAGGUCCUCCUCUGGAGCCCGCCAUGAGGCAGCAGCAGCAGCAGCAGCCCGCCAUGCAGCAGCAGCAGCAGCAGCAGCAGCAGCAGCAGCAGCAGCAGCAAGCAAUCCCACCACGGCCGAAAUCAGUGGCGCAGGAACUGCAGCGGUUCCCCUCGCUCAAAACGCCCGCGCAAGCUGCCCAGGUCGCGGCGACUUGGGCGCCGCCCAAGCUGCGCAGUCGGCCCCGGUGGGCGCCUUCGUGGUUGCCUCGCGUGGUCGGCAGCGCGACUGCAGCCGGCGCGUCCCGGGGGGGCGCGGCCGCACCAGACAGUGAGGAGGAGGAGGAGGAGGAAGAUUAUGAUGAUGAUGAGGAGGAGGAGCAGCAGCAGCAGCAGCAGCAGCAGCAGCAGCGCCGCGGCCCGGGGGUGAUGCAGACGGCGCGGAUGGUUGCAAGGGAGGAGGAGCGCCGCGGCCCGGGGUUGAUCCAGACGGCGCGCAAGGUUGCGAGGAAGACCGCGGCCGGCGCGAGCGUGCGGCCGCUGAUGGGGUCCCUGCCUGGGACGCAUCGUGGGGGCGACGCUGGCGCAGCAAGCGGGGGCGGCGCUGGGGGUGACGGAGGGGCAGGAGGCAAGGCGGCACAGCCACAGGUGGGCAGUGGGCUUGCGAAAGGGGGGCCUGCCCUCCUGCGGCCGUCCCUCCUGGCGCUGGCCUUGGGCUGA
Monoraphidium neglectum is the source of this 963-nucleotide messenger RNA. RefSeq lists its product as hypothetical. Lineage: Eukaryota; Viridiplantae; Chlorophyta; Chlorophyceae; Sphaeropleales; Selenastraceae. The transcript has a single exon. The record is from RefSeq and is a predicted model, not a curated record. Bases 1 to 963 code for a protein of 320 amino acids.